Molecule: messenger RNA, 1462 nt
Organism: Scylla paramamosain (green mud crab)
Lineage: Eukaryota; Metazoa; Arthropoda; Malacostraca; Decapoda; Portunidae
Exons: 7
Coding region: 324-638 (104 amino acids)
Source: RefSeq, a predicted model, not a curated record
UGCCGCUGAGGUGUGUGGAUGUGAGGUGGAGAGCGUGCUAGGAAUCCUUCGGUGGACUGUAUAGUAAGGUGAAGGUGCGGAUAAGAAAUCCUUCAAAUAAUGAACAUAAUACUUGGGAAUGACUAUAUUUCCUUGUGUUGUAUCGUUUGAACCUGGAGAAGAUUUUGCUACAUGCGAUUUUAGGACGUACGUAUGGAGUUGCCGUAACAGUGACGACAUUUAUAUAUAUGUGAAAGAAACAGCUUUUAUGCAAGUUACACCAGACUCAAUGCAAGACGUAGCUCGGGUUUCUUGUGAAGGAGCGCAGAGGAGAGCGAAUCCCGAUGCUGAUUUUACUCCACACGUUUUGGUAUCUACAGCAUGUCACCCUCCUUCCCUUCAUCUCUUCCGGGGCCUGCAUACCUGACAUCUUAGGAUGGAUUGGAAUGCUUCAGGCUCCCGUCCUCCUUUCCCCUUCAGCAGCAGCCGGACGAGGGUCUACAUGGCUCGACAAAUACAUCAGGUGUUGGGGCCUCUCAUUUCAUCUGUUUUCAAGCUCUCCAGUGAAAAUUUCUCCGGGAUUUUACUUCUUGGAUCCCACAAGUGCUGGUGAAAUCCUGAGUUCUUCCACCACGUCUGUUCAUUCUGAUGGCUGGUAGCCGUGCUGUUGACGAGAUGGAAUAGUCUUGCUCUAGUGUGUGUGUGUGUGUGUGUGUGUGUGUGUCUGGCUUUCAUGAUGAACUUCGUAUGAGGGGAUGCAUAAUUCCGCCAGUGUGUUGCUGUUAGUCGUGAAUUCGGUUAUGAAAAACAGCUCAGAUAUCGUGUCUGUUUGGUGCAAGCCUUCAGGAUUCGGCUGCGUGUGUUGCUGUGAUAAUUUCGUGUUGCUGAAUCUCCGUAUCUUGAUGUUAUGAAGAUUUUUUGGGUAUUCAGGCAGAGAACAAAUCUUAGAAAACAACGUGACGGUUUCAUUCUUGCAAAUCAUGAAACGCCUGCUUCGUAAUAGGAUGAUAAAUAUGUACAUGUUGUUAAUAUUCCUUUAGCUUACUAGAAAAAAAAUACUCAUAAUCUCAUAAUUUUGGAAAAUCCAUUUCUUUCAGUACUCUUUUGGGACUGGACUCUUUAAUGAUCCUUUUUAUCAUUCAUUGUUGCCCUAAACCAGUGAUCCUGUUUCAUAAAAAAUAAAUAAAUAAAAAUACACAUUACAUUUACGUAUAUUCCAUUGUACCUUCAAUUCAAUGCUAUAAGUUGUGCAGUGUUGACAGGCUUGAUGAGAUGUUGCUGUGUACCGUCCUGGGGCAUCACAGCGCGGGAGCAGUGCGGAGUCCUUGCAACGGGGAAGCCAAAUUUGUGUUCUCUGUUCCAGAUGAGGUCUCCUUAACGAGCUGUAAAGUGCAAUAACAACGACGGUGAAGAGCAGAUGGAGGAGGAUACGGAGGUCGACGGAGGAGGAGAAGGAGGGUAUGGAGGAGGAGGAGGAAGAAGA